CCGACGACUCGUCACUCGUUUACCCAGUACCCCAGGCCAACAUUUACAUGCCUCCUACGAAUAGUGGGAUGUUUGUGAGCACCAACCGCUUGGCCCGUACACGCCAGCUUCGCUUUUGGCCUGCAUUGCCAACGAAGAGCUGAUAGGCUACAAAGGCCUAUGAGGGAUCCUCGUUAUCCCAUGGAGCGAUGACGUCCGACGGCGGCCGUGCGCCGUCACGGUGGGCGAAUUGGCUCGCUUUGCUACUGCUAUCUCUCAUUUCACUCGCAGGCGUGGCCGGCGCAGAUCGGUACAGCUCAAAGCAUGCAAAGCGCGAGGAAUCGUCCGCGCCGCUCAAAGCUGCCCUUCGGGACAUGCUCAAGCAGCGACAGCAGCUAUGGGGGCUGAUGACUGCGAAUGCAACUCUCGAACACGGCUGGAAUUUGGAACGUGAUCCACACGAUCUACUGGCGCCUCUUCUGGUUGACAUGUACAGCCGUUCUUUUGGUCAAGAGCGAGAUCCUUCGUUCGACCCAUACCCAAGCAACUUGCACAAGGUACCAGCUGCACCGAAAACUCUCAACAGAAAUAACAGCCCACAGGCUGCAGGACCGCUAGAGGAUCUCUCCGGAUUUCCUUUUCCGUCACAAGCCUAUUACAGUACAGUCUCAGGCUUCUGGAACAGCCCUGCAUGGGCGAUUCGGCCAGAGUUUAUCGCCUACUCUUCCUCUUCUGCCCAUAAUCGCAACUUGAAACGAGACUCAAAGACUUUUCUGCCUCGUAAAAGCCCGAUUGACACAUUACCUGGCGGCAGAAGAGCGCGUUUCGGUCACCGUCAGCGUGAUUUACUCACUUUGCUUUUCGGACCAGACUAUCCCGGUUCCACCAAAGAGGCAUCGCUAAACUCGUACGCGAAAGAUAUCAAGGGUGGUGGAGCAUAUAUUUUCCUCAGUGAGGAUAAUAUCUUACCAGGCCGAAUAUCUUCACUCGGUGGCCAUCUGCAGCUCAUGCCAGCGUCGACAUCCGCUAAGCGGCCUUCGGAAGGCUCGCCAGGACAAAUGAACAGGCGCCAGGAUGCUGCGGUCGGGAGUCCGAAUAACAUCACUUCUGCGGAUGCUGAAGAUGAAACCACAGAAGCUAUACGCAAGUACAUGGAGUACUUCACGUAUGAAAGUCCCCAUGAAAAAGCGUCUGAGGGAGUGAUAUUCGACCUAGACGGUCUGCACUUCGUCAAGCAAGGUCUGCUAUAUGCACAUGCUCUUCCUGUUGAGUCGCCGGUCACCACAGAUCCGCGCGAAACGCUCGCCAUGAUACCGCUCCCCAAAACACCGUCGCCCCCCGCCUCAUGGGCGAGCGCCAUGACGACCCGGAAUUUCACAGAUUUCGACAGGGAGACAUCCGCUUGGCUGCUGCUGAACGAAACUUACAACGCCCUCGAAAGCAUUCUCACACGUCGCAUAGAGCAUAACAACAAAAGUAUUCAAGCAGAGCGCAUGAUCGACAUGGAAUCGAGAAUUGCGCAUCACAAUUGCUCCUUCCACUUUUACGGUCACCUCAAGCCCGCCGGUCCUGUAUCUCUUCGACCGCAGUUGCAAGAACUAGAGCAGGAGAUGCGCAAUCCAAGCGGAAUAAGCACAAUCAAGCAACCGCCUUCUGAGCUCCAUGGGCUCUUGUUCUCGCCGGAUUGUUUCCUUGCUCUCACUUUCGCGCCAGCUCGUGGUGACCUUGAUAUUUCGCGAGCGGAAAAAUCGAUCCGUUACUCCAUCUGUUUCUUCCUUGUCCUCAUCGUUCAGUCCCUGCUCACGACGCGUCAGAUGGACCGCAGCAUGACGCCGAGCGCCAUCUCCAAGAUCUCUUCGAUAUCAUGGUCCAUGCAAUGCCUCAUCGAGGUGGGCAUAUUCGGCUUUCACAUUGUCUUCCCCAUCCUUGAGAACAAUCGAAGCUCCAAGUCGAUGAUGGCGUGCGCGUUUUUGGCCGCUACACUGUUCAUCGCGCUACAAUAUCAGCACACUUUGACAAUGUGGCAUAUCCAAACACCGGCAUUUCGCCGGCCGCCCGCGGAAUCAGCAGCCGGCUCAACAACCAUGGCCAACACUGCAACAACACCAGAGGGAACAACAGAGGCAACGCCUAUCCCACCGUUCUGGCGGCGAGCAACCGCUCUGCUGGUCCCUCGGGUCCGCCGGCAUUCCACCGCACUCACGUGGAUCGCGAGCAUCACUGCCUUCCUCGUCAUGCAACAGGUUCCGGGUAACGUCUCGCUUCUUCUGCUCUACAGCUUCUGGGUGCCGCAAAUCUGGCGCAACAUCAAGCGGGGGGCGCGAAAAGCCGUGGAGCGACGUUACAUCAUUGGCAUCUCCCUGUGCCGCCUCUUCCUCCCCGCAUACUACCUGGGAUGCCCAGCGAAUUGGCUGCGAUACACAGACCUCAAUUAUCCUUUGCUCUUUGUGACUACCUUCUGGUUAUGUUUACAGGCUUCCAUCUUGAUUGGACAGUCCUUCUUCGGUACCCACUUCUUCGUGCCUCGAAAUCUGCGGCCGAAGGACCUCAGUUGGGACUGGCACCCGCCAUUAUCGACCCUUGCCAAGCGUGAGGACCCAGAGACUGGGGCUAUGACUGUUGGAGACUGCUCGGUGUGCUUGUCGCCUAUUGAGUCGGCUACUUCUCAUGUAAACGAGGAGGACGGUGAUGCCGAAGAAGCAGCGGAGCCGGAACUACAAGGCUUACUUUCCGGUAACGACAAAGCUGAAGAGUCUGGCUCAUCGACACGGCGUGCUAGGAGCGGUCUCCAGCGGAGGAGCGCGUCGACCUUACCAGGACGAUGGUUCGCGCCGCUCGCAAUACUAGCUCAACCUCUGAUCAGGGGGCUACCGCGCACCAUGCAGCUAUCUGCACGGCACAAUGUGAUGGUCACGCCUUGCCACCACAUCUUCCACACCUCUUGCCUGGAGCAAUGGCUGCAGGUCAAGACAGAGUGCCCGCAGUGCCGUGCGCCUCUGCCGCCAGUAUAGAUUUGGCAGUUGCAAUGCAAUAGAUGAUGACGCGAUUGAAGGUAUACAUGGGUAUUGUAGGGGGCACGGGGCGUGAAGUUGUAGAUAUGCUACGUUCACGCAAGCUUUGG
Tilletiaria anomala UBC 951 is the source of this 3100-nucleotide messenger RNA. RefSeq lists its product as uncharacterized. The coding region runs from base 189 to 2990 and encodes 933 amino acids. Lineage: Eukaryota; Fungi; Basidiomycota; Exobasidiomycetes; Georgefischeriales; Tilletiariaceae. The transcript has 6 exons. The record is from RefSeq and is a predicted model, not a curated record.